AUGAAAAACUCGGUAGCUGCUCUGGCCGUCAUGGCAUUGGGCUACGCCUCUGCCCAGUCAGCGACCAGCUCCGCCAAGGGCGUUCAGAAGCCCAGCACGCUUCCUUUACCAUCUGCCCUCACCUCUCACGGCUGCUACAACCAGAAUGCCACAUCAUGGCAAAAGUACGCCACUAAACAGGGCAUCAGCAGUGGAUCUUGCAACAUUGAAUGCACGGACGUCCAAAAGAAGAACGUCAUGGCACUGAACGGCGAGGACUGCUACUGCGGUGACUCCUACCCCCCAACAGAAGCCGUUGUCGACGACGCCAAGUGCAACUUCCCCUGCCCGUUCUACCCUGCCGAAGCAUGCGGUGGCGUGGACAAUAACGGUGCCUUGUACUUCUCCGUUUUCAACACUGGUAUCAAGCUCGUGGUGCCUAACGAACAGCCUGCGCCUACCACUUCAUCAGCUGCUAGCAAGCCCACAUCGUCGUCUGGUGGUGCCGUCGAGACCAUCAUUGAGACCCCUACUGUAUCGCCAACACCAACCGCUACUGGUGACUCGAAGAAGGGCGGCAGCAACACCGCCGGCAUCGCCGCUGGCGUCGUCGUCGGCGUCGUCGUCAUUGCUGCCAUUGUUGGCGGCGCCUUCUUCUUCAUUCGUCGGAGACGCAAUGCUGAGAUCGAGGAGGAGCACCGCCGCAACGCUGCCGUCAAUGCCUUUAUCGGCGGCUCGAAGCCCCCUAGCAGCAGCGGCAUGUCCAUGAGCGACUCCCGCAUGGAUCCCACUCUGGCUCAUCGACGCAUGAGUGACGGCAGCAUUGCUGACAACCAAGAUUACUCGCGGAAGAUUCUCCGGGUUACCAAUGCAUGA
This is a messenger RNA of Colletotrichum navitas, 855 nucleotides long. RefSeq lists its product as uncharacterized. The transcript is spliced from 3 exons. Bases 1 to 855 code for a protein of 284 amino acids. The record is from RefSeq and is a predicted model, not a curated record. Lineage: Eukaryota; Fungi; Ascomycota; Sordariomycetes; Glomerellales; Glomerellaceae.